AGUGCAUGUAUCCUUUUGAUAUACUGAUUUUCUGUCCUUUGAAUAAAUACCCAGUAGUGAUAUUGCUGGAUCUUACGGUAGUUCUGUGUUUAAUUUUUUGAAAAAUCUCCAUACUAUUUUCCAUAAUGGCUGUACUAAGUUACAUUCCCACCUACAGUGUAUGAGAGCUCCUUUUACUCUGCAUCCUUGCCAGCAUCUGUUAGUUUUUGUCUUUUUGAUAAUAGCUAUUCUAACUGGGUAAGAUGAUAUCAUUGUGGUUUGGAUUUGCAUUUCCCUGAUAAUUAGUGAUGUUGGGCAUUUUUUUAUAUACCUGUUGGCUACUCAUAUGUAUUUUGAGAAAUCUCUAUUGCCCACUUUUUUCCCCUUUUAUUGAUAUAUAAUUUACAUAUUUAUGGUGUACAUGUGAGUGUUUGUUACAUGCAAAGAAUAUGUAAUGAUCAAGUCAGGGUGAUUGGGGUAUCCAUCACCUAGAAUGUUUUAUCAUUUUUAUAUGUUGGUAUCAUUUCAAGCCCUCUCUUCUAAUUACUUUGAAAUGUACAUAUUAUUAUUGCUAAGUAUGGUCACCUUAGUCUGCUAUCAAACAUUGGAACUUAUUUCUUCUAUCUAACUGUAUGUUUGGGUACAUAAGAAAUAAGUUCCAGUGUUGGAUAGCAGACUAGGGUGACUAUACUUCUUAUAGUCUUUGUCUCUCUCCCCUCUUUAUCCCCUCUCCUCCUCCCCUUCCCAGUCUCUGUUAUCUAUUGUUCUAUACUCUAUGUCCAUGAGAUCAAGUUUUUUAGCUCCCACAUAUGAGUGAGGACAUGCAAUAUUUGUCUUUCUAUGCCUGGCCUAUUUCACUUAAAAUAAUGAUCUCCAUUUCUAUCCAUGUUGCUGCAAAUGACAUUAUUUCAUUAUGGCCAAAUAGUAUUCUAUUGUUUAACACACUUUAUCCGUUUAUCUGUUGCUGGGCAUUUAGGUUGAUUCCAUAUCUUUGCUAUUGUGAAUAAUACUGUGGUGAACAUAUGAGAGUGUCCUUUUGAUACACUGAUUUCUUCUUUGGAUAGAUACCCAAUAGUGAGAUUGCUGGGUCUUAAUGGUAGUUCUAAUUUUACUUUUUGAGAAAUCUCCAUACUGGUUUAUUUACUAAUUUACAUUCCCACCAGCAGUGUAUAAGAGUUCCCUUUUCUUACCAGCAUCUGUUAUUUCCUGUCUUUUUAAUAAUAGAGGUUCCAGCUGGGGUAAGAUAUCUUAUUAUGGUUUGGAUUUGCAUUUCACUGAUGAUUAGUGAUUAGCAUUUUUUCAUAUACCUGUUGGCCAUUUGUAUGUCUUUUGAGAAAUGUCUAUUUCAUGUCCUUCACCCACUUUUUAAUGGCAUUUUUUUUUUUUUUUGCUAUUGAGUUGUUUUGAGUUCCUUCUAUAUUCUGGAUAUUAGUCACUUGUCAGAUGAAUAUUUUGUAAACGUUUUCUCUCAUUCAUCAGGUUGUCUCUUCUGCUGAGGGUUUUCUUUGCUGUACGGAAGUGUUUUAGUUUAAUACAGUCCCAUUUAUCUAUCUUUGUUUUUGUUUCCUGUGCUUUUGGGAUCUUGGCCAUAAACUCUUUGCCUCAACCAGUGUCCCUGGAGCAUUUCUCCUGUGUUUUCUUCUAGUAGUUUUAUAGUUUGGGGCCUUAUCUUAAGUCUGUAAUCCAUUUUGUUUUGAUUUUUUAUAUGGUGAGAGACAGGGGUUUAGUUUUAUUCUUCUCCAUGUGGAUAUUUAGUUCUCCUAGCACCAUUUAUUGAAGAGGGUAUUCUUUCCCCAGUAUACGUUCUUGACACCUUUGUUGAAAAUCAGUUGGAUAUAAAUAUGUGGAUUUAUUUCUGGAUUCUCUAUUCUGUUCCAUUUUGGUCUAUGUGUCUGUUUUUAUACUAAUACUAUGCUAGUUUGGUUAUGAUAGCCUUGUGGUAUAUUUUGAAGUCAGGUAGUGUGAUGCCUCUAGCUGUUCUUUUUGCUCAGGUUUGCUUUGGUUAUUCAGGCUCUUUGUAGUUUCAUGCAAAUUUUAGAAUUGUUUGUUCUAGUUCUGUGAAAAAUAUUAUUGGUAUUUUGGUAGAGAUUGCGUUGAAUCUGUAGAUUGCUUUUGGUAGAAUGGUCAUUUUCACCAUAUUAAUUCUUCCGAUCCAUGAACAUGGGAUGUCUUUCCAUUUUUUUGUGUCCUCUUUAAUUUCUUUCAUCAAUGUUUUAUAGUUUUCCUUGUAGAGGUCUUUCACCUUGGUAAAAUUUAUUCCUAGGGUUUUGGGUUUUGUUUUUAGUUUUGGAAAUAUGAUUGCUUUCUUGAUUUCUUUUUCCUCUAGUUUGUUGCUAGUAUAUUGAAAGUUAUACUGAUUUUUCAUGUUGAUUUUGUGUCUUGCAGCUUUACUGAAUUUGUUCAUUAGUUUUAAGAGGUUUUUUUUGUGUGUGUGUGUAGUCGUUUGGUUUUUCUAAAUAUAAGAUCAUGUCAUCUGCAGAGAGGGACAGUUUGACUUCCUCUUUUCCAGUUUGGAUGCUUUUAAUUUCCUUCUCUUACCUGAUUGCUUUGGCCAGGACUUCCAGUAUUGUGUUGAAUAAGAGUGGUGAAAGUGGGCAUCCUUGUCUAGUUCCAGUUCUUAGAGGAAAAGCUUUCAGCUUUUCUCUGUUCAGUAUGUUAGCUAUGGGUUUGUCAUAUAUGGCCUUUAUUAUGUUGAGGUAUAUUCUUUCUUUUUAUUUUUAUUUAUUUGUUUAUUUAUUUUUUGAGAUGAAGUCUCACUCUGUUGCCCAGGCUGGAAUGCAGUGGCACGACCUCAACUCUUUGCAACCUCUGCCUGCUGGGUUCAAGUGACUCUCCUGCCUCAGCCUCCCAAGUAGCUGGGACUACAGGCAUGCACCACCAUGUCUGGCUAAUGUUUUUUGUAUUUUUAGUAGAGAUGGCGUUUCACCAUGUUGGCCAGGCUGGUCUCAGACUCCUGACCUCAAGUGAUCUGCUCGCCUUGGCCUCCCAAAGUGCUGGGAUUAUAUGUGUAAGCCAUCGUGCCCGGCCAAGGUAUGUUUUUUCUGUGCCUAGUUUGUUGAACAUUUUUAUCAUGAAGGGAUGUUGAGUUUUAUUGAAUGCUUUUUCUGCCCCAAUUGAGAUGAUCAUAUGGUUUUUGUCUUUUAUUAUGUUGAUGUGAUAUAUCAUAUUUAUUGAUUUGCAUAUGGUAAAUUAUCUUUACAACUCAGGGAUAAAUCCCACUUGAUUGUGGUAUAUUGUCCUUUUGAUGUACUGUUGGAUUUGGUUUGGUAGUAUUUUGUUGAAGACUUUUGCAUCUGUGUUCAACUAUGGCCUGUAGUUUUUUUGUUUUGUUUUGUUUUGUUUUUUAAUGUUGUGCCUUUGUCUGGUUUUGGUUUCAGGGCUUCACAGAAUGAGUUAGGAAGAAUUCCCUUCUCUUUUAUUUUUUGGAAUAGUUUGAGGAGAAUUGGUAUUCUUUGUAAGUUUGGUAGACUUUGGCAGUGAAGCCAUCAGAUUCUGAGCUUUUCUUUUUUAGGAGACUUUUUAUUACUGAUUCAAUCUCAUUACUCGUUGUUUGUUCAGGUUUUCUGUUUCUUCCUGAUUCAAUCUUGGUAGGUUUUAUGUGUCCAAGAAUUUGUCCAUGUCCUUUAGGUUUUCCAGUUUGUUGGUGUAUAGUUGUUUGUAGUAGUAUCUGAUGAUCUUUUGUAUUUCUGUAGUGUCAGUUGUAAUGUCUCCUUUUUCAUUUCUGCUUUUGUUUGAGUUCUUGGUUGGUCUAGAAACAUAAUUUUGUAAAAUGGUUUUCUUGUUAAACACUUGAACCAUCAUUCUUGAUCAUCUGGUGUGUAGAAGACACUGUACUGGAUACUACUGGUAGUAAGUAGAAGGCUGCAUAAGACAGAUCUGUGCUCUCAAGGAGAUUUGUUAUACAUUAUGAAAAUGAAUUUAUAGGUAAUUCAAGUUAAAACUAAAAUAUCUUCACUUCUGAGAGAAGCUAAAAUUUCAGAAGCUGCUAAGGGGCUUUGUUAGGAUUAGGGGCUUUUCUCAUUGCGUAACCAGGAAUAAAAGACAGCCUUACUUUGAGAAGACCAUAAACGGGUGAAUGGAUAAACAAUUUGUGCCAUGUUUAUACAAUGGAAACACUACUUGGCAAGAAAGAACAGACUUGAUACAUGAUGUGAAUUAAUCUCAAACUAAUUAUGCUGAAAGAAGUAGAUAACCCCCCCAUACAAAGUAUAUAUGUUUCUGGGUUUUGGCUAUUACAACUAAACUGGCUAUAAACAUUUGUAUACAAUUCUUUAUGUGUACAUAGGCUUUCAUUUCUCUUAGGUAAAUACCUGUGCAUGGAAUGGCUGGGUCGCUUAGGGUAUCUGUUUAAAUAGUCAUUUUUCUAAUUAUUGUAAAUGUCACUUCUUUCUUAUACUAGGUUUCUAUAUAUGCUUGUGUUCAUUUUUGUCUCUUGUCUGUGGAUCUGCUUUGCACUGUAUUAGCACUAUUAUAUAUACUGUUUUAAUUUAUGUGGCUUUAUAAUAUAUCUAAUGCAUAUUUUGGGAAAAUUUUUACCCUGUUGCUUUCCUAUGGAAUUGUUUCAUAUAAACACAUUUUUAGUUUAUUUGCAUAUUCUUCAAAACCUAAAUAUUUGAAUAUUAAAGAAAAAUGUGGAAAACAGAAAAUUUUCCUUUUAUGAUGAGAUACAGUAUUGUAAGACAGUUAGAUUAUGAGAAUCUUGUCCUGUGUAUGGGAUUUGAGUCAUCAGUGCUGAACUGUUGAAAUAAGACUUGUCAAAAAUGAUACAUUCAGAUCCUUUUGGAUAGGAAGUAUAAUUUUUCUUUUGUUCAUAUUUAGAACCAUUCUGAAAACACAGCCAUGGAUGAAAUGAUCUCUCUGUAACAUUUUCUCUGUCACAUUUUUAUGUUGUAAGAGUAUGUCUUUGCUUGCCAGUAUACCUUGCCAGGGUUGAGUAAUACCAUUUUUAAAAUAUUUACCAACAUGAUAGAUGAUAAAAGUUAAUAUUUUUAUUUUCACCUCUUUAGUUAUUGCUAAGAUUGAACAUUUUUAAUAUAGUUAAGAGUCAUGUAUAUUUUCUCUUUUCUAAAUUUUCUCUUCAUAGCCAUGUCUUUUUUUUUUUUUUUGAGAUGGAGUCUUGCUCUGUCACCCAGGCUGGAGUGCAGUGGCGCAGUCUCAGCUCACUACAACCUCCUCCAUCUCCCAGGUUCAGGUGAUUCUCCUGCCUCAGCCUCCCAAGUAGCUGGGACUACAGGCGCGUGCCACCAUGCCCGGCUAAUUUUUUAUUUUUUUACUUUUAGUAGAGAUGGGGUUUCGCUGUUUUAGCCAGGAUUGUCUUGAUCUCCCAACCUCAUGAUCCACCCGCCUUGGCCUCCCAAAGUGCUGGGAUUACAGGCGUGAGCCACUGCGCCCAGCCAGCCAUGUCUAUUUUUUUCUGUUGUAGUUAGUGUUUGUCUUAGGUCUGAGCUUAUAUUACAUAAUGAAAAUGUUAGGGUACUCAUCACAGCCCUUAAACUUUGUACUUACAAGAGUUGUGAGAAUGUGGACAAAUAGAGAUUGCUGAGUUGUAAGACUUUUAAUAAAUGAUCUGUUGCUAAGUUUAAAAAAGUAAAAAAGAACAGGAAGUUCUCAGCACGACAGAAAAUUUUAGCUGUGAGCCAUUUGAAAGAAGGAUUGGUUCUUGAACUGUUUUUGUUUAGCUAAGAGCCAUUUUGGAUAAUUGGGUAGGUGCAACUUUUAUUUAAGAAAGAAGCUCAUAUGUCCCAUUGUGCUUUAUUAGUUAUGGAAUAAUUAUUUCUACAAAAAGAAAAAAUUCAGAACCCUUUACUAAAUUUUUGUGUUAAAAUAAAUUUAUUAUUGAAGGAAGGUAAUUUAAUAAUAUAAAUAAUGGUCUAGUACCUAUACUUUUUUCAAUGUCAUUAGACUAUAUUUUGUUUCCUGGUGAAGGAGUACCAAUAAUACAGACCUAAUUCCCUUUUUUUUUUGAAAUGGAGUCUCACUUUGUCAUCCAGACUGGAGUGUAGUGGCACGAUCUCAGCUCACUGCAACCUCCGCCUCCCGGGUUCAAGUGAUUCUCCUGCCUCAGCCUCCUGAGUAGCUGGGAUUACAGGCACGUGCCACCAUGCCUGGCUAAUUUUUUUUUUGUAUUUUUAGUAGAGACGGGGCUUCAUCAGGUUGGCCACGCUGAUCUCAAACUCCUGAGCUCAAGUGAUCCAGCCGCCUCAGCCUCCCAAAGCGCUGGGAUUACAGACCUCUGUGAGUGAAAGCCUUCAGAGGGAAGCUGCUAAGAAGCAGGCCAUGAAACAGACCAAACUGGAAAUCCAGAAGGCCCUUGCAGAAGAUGCUACUGUGUAUGAAUAUGACAGUAUUUAUGAUGAAAUGCAGAAAAAAAAGGAGGAAAAUAAUCCCAAAUUGCUUUUGGGGAAAGACAGAAAGCCCAAGUAUAUUCACAACUUGCUAAAAGCAGUUGAGAUCAGAAAAAAGGAACAGGAAAAAAGAAUGGAAAAGAAAAUACAGAGAGAACGAGAAAUGGAAAAGGGGGAGUUUGAUGAUAAAGAAGCAUUUGUGACAUCUGCAUAUAAGAAAAAACUGCAAGAGAGAGCUGAAGAAGAAGAAAGAGAAAAGAGGGCUGCUGCACUGGAAGCAUGUUUGGAUGUAACCAAGCAGAAAGAUCUCAGUGGAUUUUAUAGGCACCUAUUAAAUCAAGCAGUUGGUGAAGAGGAAGUACCUAAAUGCAGCUUUCGUGAAGCCAGAUCUGGUAUAAAGGAAGAAAAAUCAAGGGGCUUCUCCAAUGAAGUAAGUUCAAAAAACAGAAUACCACAAGAGAAAUGCAUUCUUCAAACUGAUGUGAAAGUAGAGGAAAACCCAGAUGCAGACAGUGACUUCGAUGCUAAGAGCAGUGCGGAUGAUGAAAUAGAAGAAACUAGAGUGAACUGCAGAAGGGAAAAGGUCAUAGAGACCCCUGAGAAUGACUUCAAGCACCACAGGAGUCAAAACCACUCUCGGUCACCUAGUGAAGAAAGAGGGCACAGUACCAGGCACCACACGAAAGGAUCACGAACGUCGAGAGGACAUGAGAAAAGGGAAGAUCAGCACCAGCAGAAGCAAUCCAGAGACCAAGAGAACCAUUACACUGACCGUGAUUACCGGAAAGAAAGGGAUUCUCAUAGGCACAGAGAGGCCAGUCAUAGAGAUUCCCAUUGGAAGAGGCAUGAACAGGAAGAUAAACCAAGGGCGAGGGACCAAAGAGAAAGAAGUGACAGAGUAUGGAAAAGGGAGAAAGAUAGGGAGAAAUAUUCCCAAAGAGAACAAGAAAGAGAUAGACAACAAAAUGAUCAGAACCGACCCAGUGAGAAAGGAGAGAAGGAAGAGAAAAGCAAAGCAAAGGAAGAGCAUAUGAAAGUAAGGAAGGAAAGAUAUGAAAAUAAUGAUAAAUACAGAGAUAGAGAAAAACGAGAGGUAGGUGUUCAGUCUUCAGAAAGAAAUCAAGACAGAAAGGAAAGCAGCCCAAAUUCUAGGGCAAAGGAUAAAUUUCUUGACCAAGAAAGAUCCAACAAAAUGAGAAACAUGGCAAAGGACAAAGAAAGAAACCAAGAGAAACCCUCUAAUUCUGAAUCAUCACUGGGAGCAAAACACAGACUCACAGAGGAAGGGCAAGAGAAGGGUAAAGAACAAGAGAGACCACCUGAGGCAGUGAGCAAGUUUGCAAAGCGGAACAAUGAAGAAACUGUAAUGUCAGCUAGAGACAGGUACUUGGCCAGGCAGAUGGCGCGGGUUAAUGCAAAGACCUAUAUUGAGAAAGAAGAUGAUUGAUGGCUACCCCAAGAGAAAGAUUUAAGGAAGCACAGAAAACUGUAAUUCCUGGAACCUGCUGCGUAAAACCAUAAAGGAGUGUGUUACCAGUAGUUUGGAGGGCAUUUUUAAAUUUAUUUUCAAAAUUUUAAGUUAAAAGUCAGUCUUACAGCUUGGAUGUUUGGAUGUGGAUGUUUGGCUGAAUUUAUAUAUAGUGUGUACUCAUCAAUACCACAUUCUUUGUUGUAUUCAAGAACCGUUAAGAGUGUGCUAAUUCCCUGUAGGUACAUAAUGAGGAAAAUUUGCUCCACUACAACCAUUAAAAAAUAAUUUUGGCCAGAUACGGUAGCUCGUGCCUGUAAUACCAACAUUUUGGGAGGCCAAGGCAGAAGGAUAUUGAGGCUAGGCAUUCAAGACCAGCCUAGGCAGGAUAAUAAGACCUUGUCUCUAUUUAAAAAACAAAAAGCCUAGCAUGGUAGUCCAUGCCUGUAGUCCCAGCUGUUCGAGAGGCUGAGGCAAGAAGAUCACUUGAGCCUAGGAAUUUGAUGUUACAGUGAGGUAUGAUCAUGCCACUGCACUCCAACCUGGGCAACAGAAUGAGACCCUGUCUCUAAAAAAUUUUUUUUAAAUAAAUAAUUUAACUCUUCUAAUAAUGUUUUGUUGCAGGAAAUGUAUUUCAGAUAAAAUAUGGAUUUGAAAAACAGAAAAUAUACUUUAUGUUCUGAAAUUUGUAUUUAAGUAUAAAAUGUGAAUCAUCUUGUCUAAAUAGCUUACAGCAUAGUUGGCUUAAAUGAAAAUAAAAUGAUAUGCUUAUACAUUUUA
This is a messenger RNA of Homo sapiens (human), 8571 nucleotides long. It is a transcript of the gene NSRP1, whose product is annotated as nuclear speckle splicing regulatory protein 1. The transcript is spliced from 6 exons. Gene Ontology annotation, cellular component: nuclear speck; nucleus. The record is from RefSeq and is a predicted model, not a curated record. Lineage: Eukaryota; Metazoa; Chordata; Mammalia; Primates; Hominidae. Gene Ontology annotation, biological process: regulation of alternative mRNA splicing, via spliceosome. The coding region runs from base 6256 to 7770 and encodes 504 amino acids.